AUGCCACGAUCGGUCGAUAUGGAUCCGUUUGGUCCUCUGCCGCCGAGGCAUCGGUUUAUCCUGUGCUUCGAUGGCACGGGGAAUAAAUUUGCGGGGGAUGAGUCUGAUACCAAUUUGCUGAAGAUCUAUCGUAUGCUCGACCGCACCAAAAGCCACCAAUACCACUACUACCAGCCCGGCAUCGGCACCUACGUCAACGCCGACAACUUCGACAGCGACCCCAACCUCUUCCAGCGCUUCAAAGCCUCCUGUCGCAAAGCGGCUGACGCCGCGCUGGGGUCGUCCUUCGACAAGCACGUUCUGGGCGGAUACCGCUUCCUAAUGCACCACUACACACCCGGUGACGAGAUCCACAUGUUCGGCUUCAGUCGCGGGGCGUACACGGCGCGAUUCCUAUCCGAAAUGCUCGACUAUAUUGGCUUGCUGCAGCCGGGAAACGAGGAGCUGAUUGCGUUUGCGUGGAGGAAGUUCUCGCGCUGGCAGUUGCGGCGCGGGAGCGAUGAGGAUGAGGAGACGCGCAUGCUGUUCGAGUAUAUGAAGGCGUUUCGGGAGACAUUUAGCUGGCCGGUUGAGCCGGUGAGGUUUUUGGGGCUGUUUGAUACCGUGAAUAGCGUGCCGAUGUUCGAGGGCCCGUGGAUGGGCCGCAGUCAGUUCCCGUAUAGUUCGCGCAGCAAGGCGAGGGUUGUGCGCCAUGCGGUGGCUAUCAAUGAGCGGAGGGCGAAGUUUCGGCAGGACUUGGUGUCGCAGGGACGGCCGCGGGGUGUUCAGCGGACAUUUUCGUCAAGGCUCUGGCAUGAGGAGAACGCCUUGAAUGGAGAGGGUGAGAGGUUGCUGAACGGGCAUGCUGAGGAGGAGGAUAGGGGGCAGAAGUCGGAUGAUUCUUCGUCGGAGGAUGAUGACGAGACGAUAUAUCGCGCGCCGCGGCGGCGGUCAUCGACCCGUUCUAGCUUGCGGCUUUGGACUGGUUCGCCUAUUGUUAAGACGCCGCGUCAGUGCACUGCGACGGACCGACUUUUCUCGCCUCUGAGCAUGCCGACGCCUGAACAAAAAUUUCCCCGGAGGCAGGAUGUCCAGGAGGUGUGGUUCGCUGGGGAACACGCUGAUGUUGGCGGCGGGUGGGGAGUCGAUACCAACGACCCGUGGCCGUUGAGCCAUAUUCCGCUCGUGUGGAUGGUCAAAGAGGCGCAGGCAGCAGGCGUCGAGUUUGAUCCUGUCAAGUUAAAACGAUUCGAUUGUCAGGAGUCGGUCGACGAAAACCGCAGCCGGAAAUUCAAUGCCAAAAAUCGGAGCAAACGCCCUAGACACGGAUUCCACGAGGUCCUCCAUGAGACGAUGGCGCGGGGCAUCGUGCAUGAUAGUCUCAGCUAUGGCGGUGGUCUGUCGAACAUCUCGACCUUCAUAUGGCGACUCAUGGAGUUUCUUCCGUUUCGUCGCAUGGAUCUCCGGCCAGAUGGCUCGUGGGAGCCGAUUUCGUGGCCGCUUCCACGGGGUGAGGUGCGGGAUAUCCCGGAUGAUGCCCAGAUCCAUAUCUCUGUGAUCCAACGGAUGGAACGAGAUCCCACCUAUCGGCCUGGGAAUGUUAUUGUGGGGGGUGGGGGGAGGGGUGUGAAGCGCGCACCGGAAGAAUAUGGUAUUGGGGAGUGGAAGGCAUUUCGCCAUGAAGGAGAUCCAAUCCGGGGGACAUUUGUGCGCAAGAGGCCUAGUACAUUCUGUGAUGAUGCGAAUGUGUGA
Molecule: messenger RNA, 1731 nt
Organism: Aspergillus campestris IBT 28561
Lineage: Eukaryota; Fungi; Ascomycota; Eurotiomycetes; Eurotiales; Aspergillaceae
Product: T6SS phospholipase effector Tle1-like catalytic domain-containing protein
Exons: 2
Coding region: 1-1731 (576 amino acids)
Source: RefSeq, a predicted model, not a curated record